AUGGCAGAAGAAGCUCCAGCAGUUGCACCGGCUAAAGCUCUGGCCAAAUCCCAGAAGAAGAAGGCUUCCAGACCCAGGAAGGAUGGACUCAGCCUCCCGAAGCUCAUCGUCGCCGCUGUGACCGAGUCUAAAGAGCGGAAGGGGAUCUCUCUGGCUGCGAUCAAGAAGGUUCUGGCGGCCCAAAAUUUUGAUGUGACAAAGUCCAACAAACGCAUCAACACCAUCGUCACCAAGCUGGUCACCAAGGGGGUUCUAAUCCAGACUAAGGGCACCGGAGCGUCCGGUUCCUUCAAGCUCGCCAAGAAGGAGCCCAAAGUCUCCAAACCGGUUAAGAAGGUGAGCAAGAAGAGGGCUCCCGUCAAAGCUAAGAAACCUGCCGUGGCCAAGAGGGCAGCAAUUCAGAAGACAGCGGUCAAGAAAUCCCCGAAGAAGCCCAAAGUUGCAGCCAAGAAGCCCACAGCAAAGAAAACUGCAGCCAAGAAGCCCACAGCAAAGAAAACUGCAGCCAAGAAGCCCACAGCAAAGAAAACUGCAGCCAAGAAGCCCACAGCAAAGAAAACUACAGCCAAGAAGCCCACAGCAAAAAAAACUGCAGCUAAGAAAGUUGCUAAGAAGUGA
Molecule: messenger RNA, 618 nt
Organism: Acanthochromis polyacanthus (spiny chromis)
Lineage: Eukaryota; Metazoa; Chordata; Actinopteri; Pomacentridae
Product: histone H1-like
Exons: 1
Coding region: 1-618 (205 amino acids)
Biological process (GO): nucleosome assembly
Cellular component (GO): nucleosome
Molecular function (GO): structural constituent of chromatin; DNA binding
Source: RefSeq, a predicted model, not a curated record